Pestalotiopsis fici W106-1 is the source of this 255-nucleotide messenger RNA. RefSeq lists its product as uncharacterized. The transcript has a single exon. The coding region runs from base 1 to 255 and encodes 84 amino acids. Lineage: Eukaryota; Fungi; Ascomycota; Sordariomycetes; Amphisphaeriales; Sporocadaceae. The record is from RefSeq and is a predicted model, not a curated record.
AUGACGAAUCUCCAGGAUGGCGUCCCGGUUCUUGGCGACUUACCUUUGCUCAAGGACACUUACUACAGCGUCGAGCUUUAUGCUGAGCAUUUUGUGCCCGAACGGAACAGAACCAUACUCUUUCCACAGGAAGAAGACGUCUAUUGGAGCGAAGCGACCGGCACUUGGGAGUGGGUGUAUGGCCAGCAGACUGAGUUUCUCCUUAUCACGCCUCCGGCAGGAGGCGACAAGGCAAAGACGCUGGGCGAGCUAUAA